UUAUGUGAUUUUAAAAGUGAGGUUAUAUUUACCUAACAAUUUGCUUUAUAAAUAACAUUAAACGAAGAAGAAAUGGAUUCUGAAGAAAAUUUGCACCGUUUGGAGGGUAUAAGUGACCAAAAAGGCGGCUUGAUCGUGAAAAAGAAGCCCCCAACGUUCAAAGUGCCCCAACCUUCUCUCUUGGGACUCGACCGUUUAGCGGCUGCAAAACGCAAGGAAAAGGAAGAAGCAGCUCGUAAAAUGUCCUUUUCAAUGGACGACAACGAUAAUCCUUACGAUACAAGUCCACAAUUUAAAGAAAAACCGGUGAAGGACAGUCGCAAAUUCCGGAUGCCCCAUAACGAGACCCCCACGUACACAGGGGGGAUCAGUGAGGAGGCCCGCGAACGUCUCAUCGAGCGUCUAAACUCAAACAAACAGAAGGAAAAGGGGGUUUACGCGACGACGAAAGACCGACACCGGAAGGACUCGCACAAAGACAGGGAGCGCCACCGAGACAGAGAACGGGAGAGUUCGCACCGGUCGAAAACCCCUAGGUUCCGAGACGAGCCCAAAACCCCCAAUUUGGGACACAAGGACGAAAUUUCAAAGUCGUCAUGGGAUGACGAUGACGACGUAGGGCCCUCGAAAAAGUCCUCGUGGGACUUCCCGACGCCCUCGACGUACAAGGGGGGCGGUGGUGAUUGGUCGGAGAGGAGCACCAAGUCGCGCAAGUCCGAGCGAAGCUCCCGCGAGAGUAAAAGAAGGAAGUAUGAGGACGAGAGUGCGAGGUUUACGCCAGCCCACAAGUAUAAUUCCUGGGCGAAAGACAGGAAGCGCAGUGGGGCGACACCCAUGCCGGGGAAAGAUGGGAUUAUCAAGUGGGAUAAUACCGUCGACCGGGAAUUAUGGGAGGAGGAGCAGAAGAGAAUUGACAGGGAAUGGUACAACAUGGACGAGGGGUACGACGAUGGGAAUAACCCCUUUGCGAGCGUGAGCGAGGAGUAUACGAAGAAGAAGGAAGAACAGUUGGAGCAAAGGAAGAAAAAGCGGCUUUCGGCCCAACAAAGACAGAUAAAUAAGGAUAAUGAGCUGUGGGAGAGGAACAGAAUGUUGACUUCGGGGGCGGUACAUUCCAUCGAUUUUAAUGAAGAUUACGAUGAAGAAUCCAUCGAUCGGGUCCACUUGUUGGUUCAUAAUAUUGUGCCCCCGUUUUUGGACGGGAGGAUUGUCUUCACUAAACAGCCAGAACCGGUCAUUCCUGUUAGGGACCCCACUUCCGACAUGGCCAUAGUCUCGCGCAAAGGCUCCCAUCUUGUACGAGUCUACCGUGAGCAGAAAGAGCGCAAAAAGGCCCAAAAGAAGCACUGGGAACUCGGGGGGACCAAAAUCGGCAACAUCAUGGGAAUCAAGAAAAAAGAAGAAGAAGAAGAUAAACGUUUCAAUAAAGACGACGACACUGCUGAUUACAAAACCGAUCAGAAAUUCGCCGAACAUAUGAAAUCGACGGAGGCCUCCAGCGACUUUGCCAAGAAGAAGACUAUUUUGGAACAGAGACGAUAUUUGCCCGUUUUUGCCGUUAGGCAAGAAUUGUUGAAUGUUAUCAGAGAGAAUUCGGUUGUUAUCAUUGUGGGGGAGACCGGAAGCGGGAAAACCACCCAACUCACCCAAUACUUGCACGAGGAUGGCUAUAGCAAAUACGGGAUGAUUGGUUGCACCCAACCGAGGAGAGUUGCGGCCAUGUCUGUGGCUAAACGUGUCAGUGACGAAAUGGGCACCCAAUUAGGGGACGACGUCGGCUAUGCUAUCCGUUUCGAAGACUGCACUUCGGAAAACACCGUUAUAAAGUACAUGACCGAUGGUAUUUUGUUAAGGGAGAGUCUACGAGAGCCCGAUUUGGACCACUACAGUGCUGUAAUAAUGGACGAGGCUCACGAGAGGUCGCUUAGUACCGAUGUCCUUUUCGGUUUGUUACGAGAGAUUGUCGCCCGCCGUCACGACCUCAAACUCAUCGUCACCUCGGCCACUAUGGAUUCGAGCAAAUUCUCCAUGUUUUUCGGCAACGUCCCCACAUUCACAAUCCCCGGUCGCACAUUCCCUGUCGAAAUCCUCUUCAGUAAAAAUCCRGUUGAGGAUUAUGUCGACGCUGCGGUCAAACAYGCCCUCCAAAUCCACCUCCAACCUCCAUCGGGAGACAUCCUCAUUUUCAUGCCCGGUCAGGAGGACAUCGAAGUGACCUGCGAAGUCCUCGCUGAGAGACUUGCUGAGAUCGAAAACGCACCAGAAUUGUCCAUUUUGCCGAUUUAUUCGCAACUACCGUCCGACCUACAAGCGAAAAUCUUCCAAAGGUCACCAGAAGGGAUCAGGAAGUGUGUGGUGGCGACGAAUAUCGCCGAAACGUCGUUGACCGUCGAUGGAAUUAUUUUCGUCAUUGAUUCGGGGUAUUGCAAGUUGAAGGUCUAUAAUCCCAGGAUUGGUAUGGAUGCGCUCCAGAUUUACCCAAUAAGUCAAGCCAAUGCUAACCAAAGGUCGGGAAGGGCGGGGCGUACUGGUCCAGGUCAGGCUUUCCGACUCUACACCGAAAGGCAAUACAAAGAAGAAUUGCUUGUAACGACAGUACCUGAAAUUCAACGAACGAAUUUAGCCAAUACGGUCCUGUUAUUAAAAUCGUUGGGAGUGCAAGAUUUGCUUCAAUUCCACUUCAUGGAUCCACCUCCUCAAGAUAACAUCCUCAAUUCCUUAUACCAACUAUGGAUUUUGGGUGCUCUUGACCAUACCGGUGUCCUGACUAAAUUAGGCCGACAAAUGGCCGAAUURCCCCUUGACCCACCCCAAUGUCAAAUGUUAAUCGUCUCAAGUCAAAUGGGAUGUACUGCAGAAAUUUUGAUAAUUGUAUCAAUGUUAUCAGUACCGUCGAUUUUCUAUAGGCCGAAAGGACGCGAAGAGGAAGCCGAUGGAGUCCGAGAGAAGUUUCAAGUUCCGGAAAGUGACCACUUGACUUACCUCAAUGUUUACAACCAAUGGAAACAAAACAAAUACUCAUCGCAUUGGUGUAACGAGCAUUUUAUCCACAUUAAAGCAAUGCGAAAAGUGAGAGAAGUGAGGCAACAAUUGAAGGAUAUUCUCGUGCAACAAAAACUGGAAAUCAAGUCGUGUGGUACCGACUGGGAUAUUGUUCGGAAGUGCAUUUGCUCUGCUUAUUUCCACCAAGCCGCACGUUUGAAGGGCAUUGGCGAGUAUGUGAACUGCCGUACGGGCAUGCCCUGCCACCUGCACCCCACGUCGGCCCUUUUCGGUCUUGGGAGCACCCCCGACUACGUCGUCUACCACGAGUUGGUGAUGACGGCCCGCGAGUACAUGCAGUGUGUCACUGCAGUGGACGGGCAUUGGUUGGCCGAAUUGGGCCCAAUGUUCUUCUCUUUGAAAGAAACUGGGAAAAGUGGAAGGGCGAAGAAGAAGCAAGCGGCUGAGCAUCUCCAAGAGAUGGAGAAUCAGAUGCAGGUGGCGCAGGAAGAGAUGAGGGCGAGGAAGGAAGCGGCGGAUAAAAGAGAGGCGGCCAUGAAUAAGGGACAGGAGAUUGUUUCAGCUGGGGCGACGCCGAGGAGGACACCGGCUCGAUUCGGGCUAUAAAUUUUAUUUAUUAUUUUUGUAACAAUAAAAGUUUA
Messenger RNA from Tribolium madens (black flour beetle), 3644 nucleotides. Its product is annotated as pre-mRNA-splicing factor ATP-dependent RNA helicase PRP16. Gene Ontology annotation, molecular function: ATP hydrolysis activity; RNA binding; ATP binding. Gene Ontology annotation, cellular component: intracellular anatomical structure; spliceosomal complex. Gene Ontology annotation, biological process: mRNA splicing, via spliceosome. Lineage: Eukaryota; Metazoa; Arthropoda; Insecta; Coleoptera; Tenebrionidae. The record is from RefSeq and is a predicted model, not a curated record. The coding region runs from base 73 to 3609 and encodes 1178 amino acids. The transcript is spliced from 7 exons.